UACAAUUUAUUAUUGCACAGCAACUAGCAUUAACCAGCUCCUCAGCAUGUAAAGAACCUAACCCUGCUUCAUGUAGUACUAGCACCAAAAACGCUUUUGCUUUACUAAUGCAUGGUAGCAAAAAUAUCAUACUACCACCUAAACCAAAACCUGAAGAUGGCAAAAAGUUAAAUGGUCCCCAAAGACUUCAGUGUGAUAUAAUAGACUGGAUGGCCUCAAAGGGUUAUGGGUGGACACAAAGUUCUAGGGAUACAGCUGACUUUGUUGUCAAGAUCUUGAGAAAUUCUCUAUGGUAUAUAGAUCAUGCCCAUGAAAAAUUCAAGGAAAGUGGUUGUCCAAUUCCUAACUGUUUCUGUACAUUUCAUGGAUACAAUGAAUUUAAGAAAUUGCACCACAGAAUACCACAGAUAACAUCAGAAAGACUUAAUGAACUCUCGAUGGAUCUGACAAAAGCAUUAUCUUUUCCAUCAAUGUCCUUUUCUAGAAACAAGCAACUCUCCUCUGACAUGGAAUCACUUCUUGCCACCUUAAGUCAAUACAAAACAAGAUUAGACAAAGACAAUGCUCGUCAUAAAAAUUCACGAAAAUCUUGUUCCCCUCCACGCUCACUUGAGUCGGACACAUCCCUAAAGUAUAUACCAGGGAAACCUCAAAAUGAAAAUUGUUUAGAUGAGUCCAGCGUAUACAAGACUCUAGAGGAAGAUGUGAAAUGUGUAGAAAGUUUUCAGUUCAUAGAUCUAGAUAAUUACACGCCUGAAAACAGACUAAAACGAAGGAAAUACAUUAAUAGUUUGGAAUUAGAUGUGCCAGUGAUGCUGUAUAGAAUGGCAUUCGGUGGUUCUAUUGGUACCUUGAACUUUAUUUGGAAAGUACCUGGAGAUGACAGCAAUGAUCCAGAUGUUUCAACAAAAAAUAUCAAAAUUGUUAACAAAAUCAACAAAUCACUUCCAAAGUUUUCAACAAGGUCCAUGAGAAAGCAGUUCAUAAACCGCUAUUUUAAGAAUGUCAAGACUACGAAGUCUGUGCUGAGAAACAUAUUCUUUGAUCUUACUGGCUGUGAACCUUCAUGGGAAUCUAGUGAACAAGCUGAAAUUGAUGAGCGUGUAGCAUCUAUAUUACUUAAUGGUGAUGAUCCCUCUCUUCUACUUGAUUACAGAUCUUUAAAUGGAAAGGAUAUUGAUUCCAAAUACGGAGUUUUCUUUGAGGAAAUGGGUAAAUACUUUGAUGAACAGUUAAUGCCAGUUAAUGAAAGGCGACAUGGGGAAGAACUUUACUUACCUAUGGCAAUAUCAAUUGAAGAUUUGAGGAAUCAAGUUUCAAAGAGAUUACCAAAUGGCACACCAAUUCCAUGCAGUGAAACUGUUCGCUUACAGUUUCAACCAAACAGUACGUUUCAAAAGACUGCUUUAAAGUAUUCUGGUAGAUUUAAUGUGAAAUUUCGUGUGCAAACUCGACUUGCAAGAGUAAACCAUGUUGACGCAAGGUAUGUAGCUACCUCAUUUAGAUAUCUGAAGGAGUUCUGCGUUAGUAAUCGGGAUGAUGUUACACUAGUAUGUUUAGAUGACAAAGCAAUUGUUCCCAUUGGGGAGCCAGGAAUACCUAUCAGUACUGGUGUUAGGGGGCAUAAUAAAGUGCUGACUCCUUCAGAUGGUCCAAAACUAGUAUGUACCGACCAUGAUUUUCACAUAGCAGGUCUAGUGCCAUCUGUAGCCUUUGUAUCUAGGAUACCUCGAAACAGUAAUGACAGUUUCUUUAAAGGAAAUGUUUACAUUACAACGAAGGAUAAGGUCUUUCAGCCAUCAACACCCCACCGUCAUGCAUCUGAACUUACCAAGAUAUUACGUGAACAGUAUUCUGAAAACAGUGUUGAUUUGAAGACUCCGAUUCUUUGCUUGGUGACAGAUGGUGGGCCAGACCACAGAGUGACAUUUGAAACUGUCAAGUUAUCCCUUGUUCAACUGUUUAUUCAACUUGACCUUGACAUGCUAGUUGCUCUAAGAACUGCACCAAACCACAGCUGGAUGAAUCCAGCAGAAAGGUGCAUGUCAAUUUUAAAUUUAGCACUGCAACAUGUUGCUCUUGCAAGAAAAGAAAUGGAACCCACAUAUGAAAAUGCUGUCAAACACAAAUCUACACUAGGUGCUGUGCGUAACUUGGCUAACAUUAAGACUGGUUUCAAAGAUGCUUUUGCUGAAUCUGUUGGGAGUGUCAUUGAACUUGUUAACUCUCGUUUCAAGAGAAUGAAACUGAAAGAUGAACAUUUAAAAGUAUACACAGGCAUUCCAGAUGAAGAAAUUCAAGCCUCUCUUGAUGUUGUUGGUCAGGUCCUUAAUUCCAAUCUUACUGUUGACAUGUCUACGGGAGAUUUACGUAAGGUUAAGAACUUGCAGACCUUCUUGGCAGACCAUGGAAAGAGUAGUCACUACAUGUUCCAGUUGAAAAAGUGCAAUAACUGUGCCUAUUGCACAGUUAUUAACCCUCCAAGGCUUCCUGUUGCUGAAUUCCAGAGUUUGCAUUUUCUGCCUGACCCUGUUCCUGGAGGAGAUGGCCAUUAUCAAACCUUUGAGGAGGUGUAUGGACAAGUAACAGGCGAUACAUACAGGCCGAGUGCUCAAGUACAGGAUGAUCCUGCCACUGCCAACGACAGGCGUAACCGAGAUACAUUUAAGACCCAAAAAGUUCGUGAUGUUAUUGUAUGUGGCGAGUGCUCAAAACCAAGAUGUGUCUACAGUGAUAAAAAGCUUACCCGUGAACAAGAGGAACUGUUGCUGCGUUUAAAGGAGGAUCAUGUUUACACAUGUGGAGACCCCAUGGUAGCAGAGGAUGUGGAAGAUCCAGGCAUGGUUGUUCGUGAGGCCAUAAACUGCACAACAGAAGUGGAAACAAGUUAUUUCUCAACCUCCUUAAAGCACUACUUACCUCCAGUUUGUGUUCACUGCGGAAGUGUUGACAGUCUUUUAGAUGAUACAGACCCUUACAUUUCUAGCUUAUUUGAGCAAUAUUCUAUUGUUAGACCCAUAUGCCAGAUUUGUAAAAAUAAUGGCAAAGAUGCAAGAACAUGGGGAAAAAAAUUUCUGCCUAAGAAGUGCAGAAGAUAAACUGUUGAAUGUUGUUCAUGAUGAAGUGAAAUUGUAACAAAUAGAACAGUGUGCAUUCUUUGCUAACAAUUUAUUUCAUUAUUUUGUCCGAAGGUAAAAGCUGUUCAUAUUGUAUACAUGUGCCCAAAAUACAUAAUUUGCACCAUUAUUGUUAAUAUUUAAUUCCAGUUUUGACUAAUAGGGUGUGAGACAUUGCACAGUGGUAUUAGUACAGUGAAAUAAUGAUUUUUACAUGUAUUUCAAAGAAAAUAAUGAUAUUUCAAAAUAAAAUGUAAUCGCUCGCCUCUAUUUUUUUUAUGUCGCUCCUAAAUUUUCAAAUUUCAGUAUUUUAAUUUUAAAAUUAUUAAAUCGCUCGCUCGCCCCAAUAUUUUUUUGACUUAAAUCCGAAGACCAAGAAAUCAAAUUGGUGUGGCCUUUAGAUGUCAUUGACAAGAUAUUUUUUAAGGAUGUCAAUUUUAAUCGUGUGACUUUGUCGAUUAAUUGGGGAUUUAGUCGAGUGAUAGGUGAGUAAUAGUUGAUUUAUUUGACACUUUGUUUCCUUAUCGAAUAAAAAAUGCUACUGUCACAUACACCAUAUCUUUGAUAUAGCGACUGUGAUAAAACCAGAGGAGUUCAUAGACUAAACGCAAGAGAUAUCGAAUGCCACUAGUGGUUUGGCAUAAAUUAUCAAUACCACAUAAACAGGUAAGAUGGGCGGGUUUUAAAACGUCCAAUGAAAAUGCUUGUUUCAUAAACUCUAACUCGCAAUCCCAAUAGUGUCGUCACUUAACGCAUCAGUCCAUCGGUCUCAGCAUGUACAUCCAUGCUAGAUUUGCGAUAAGUAUCUGGAGAUGCAUGUUUUAUAAGCAAUACAAUGAAAAUAAAGAAGGACUUUCCAAAAAACAAACUUAUUCAUGAAACAGAAUUAAUACCUAUACUGGCAUACAGUCAAACUUUUUUAUUUUUUAUCUCGGACUAGAUGGGACUGUUUUAAAACUUUGAGAUAUCCGAGUAUGCCAGAUAUUGAGGGUAAAAUACUUAAAAAUAAGUGGUUAGGACUUCGACAUAUCCAUUGUAUUCGAGAUAUUCAUUGUAUUCGUGAUAACGAAGUUCAACUGUAUCUGACUUGCGGGUGUAGUUUAAAGAGGAAGAAGAGAGAGAGAAAGAAAGAGAGCAAUGAUUCAAUUAGAUUCACUGUGAAGAUGAACAUGAACUAA
Molecule: messenger RNA, 4294 nt
Organism: Magallana angulata
Lineage: Eukaryota; Metazoa; Mollusca; Bivalvia; Ostreida; Ostreidae
Exons: 4
Coding region: 108-3098 (996 amino acids)
Source: RefSeq, a predicted model, not a curated record